CCACGAGCGGAAACUCGAAUUCAUCGAAUCGACAUGGGUCGUAGGAGUUCCACCACAACCUGAGCAAGCAGCAGUUGAGAGACAUUUUCUCUAAAUAUAGCAAGGAAAAAAAACUCCGUGUAGCUGGGGAAGGAAGAGUUGAAGACAGUUUUUGAGUACCUCGGUGUUCAGUUGCCAAGUUACCAGGCCGAGCGCACCCUCCAAUAUCUCAAUGCCAAUGAGGAUCAAUACAUAACAAACGAGGAGCUCGAUGGCCUCGUGGAUUAUGCUUAUGCCUAUGGUUUCCGCGGAUGAAAACAUCAGCGCGCAUCUAAACCCAUGGGUGAAUCUAUCCCUAUAGUACUCGUACUUGUUAUAUUUCGUCAUGUUUAAUUUGUGUUGUGUUAUUGAAUAAAAGAUGUUCUAUGUGUGUGUGUGAGAGUGUUGCACACCUGCUAAUGCACGAAUAUACGCACUAGAAAUGCAUGUACUUGAAUUAUGUGUUCUGUUUCUUUCAUCUAUUAUGAUGUAAUCAAGAGAGAGAGCUAUUAAUUCCUCAAUAUAUAGUACUACAAAUU
Molecule: messenger RNA, 557 nt
Organism: Rubroshorea leprosula
Lineage: Eukaryota; Viridiplantae; Streptophyta; Magnoliopsida; Malvales; Dipterocarpaceae
Source: the annotation of a GenBank genome assembly